Molecule: messenger RNA, 1769 nt
Organism: Thamnophis sirtalis
Lineage: Eukaryota; Metazoa; Chordata; Lepidosauria; Squamata; Natricidae
Source: RefSeq, a predicted model, not a curated record
AUGGAGCCCGAGGAGGGACGUAAAGAAGAUAAUGCUGGAAAUGAGAGGCUGAAUGAAGAGUCCACGGAGGGGGCAGAACCAUUACUUCUGAAGGCAGCUGAGUUAGAGGGGCAGGAUGGGGAAAUUUUGGGGGACGGUGAAUUAAAUCAAGGAAGAGAAGCAGUGUCAGGUGAGGAUGGAAAUUAUACUGAGGGUAUGGCAGAACCAGAGCCCAGGGAAGUAAAAAUGGGAGAGAAAUCAAGUCUCAGGGAGCUGAAAAGUAAUGCAGAAUCUGAGGAAUUGGGAGGAGAAGGAGAAUCAGAAGAAAAGGAGCAUGAAGAAAUCAGGAUUGUUGAAGAGAGUAGAACUCUAGAAAUGGAUGAAAAAGUUGAUUUGGCAAAAUCAGAGGAUCAGAGGGAGAAAGAAGUUCAUGCAUAUACUGAAGGAAAGGCUGAUUAUCCACACAACCUGGAGAAGGCUGAAGUAUUCAUUUUAGACCAGAAGGAUUCAGAGGGAGGGACUGAAAAAGAGAUUGUUGAAACCACAGAGAUUCAGAAAGAGGAUAAUGAUUUGUCAAGAUUGGGUCAGGGAGGCAAUUUAGAGAUAACUGAAGAGGGAAAAGAUGUAGCAGCAGAUGCAACAUCAGUAGAUCAGAAACAGACUGAAGAAUCAGUAGAAUUAGGUGAGGAACAAAAUAAGGUAUACAUCAAAGCUGAGGAUGAGGAAAUAGCUGGAGUAGAGCAGAGUUUAAUUGCACGUGAAACAGAGACAUCAGUAGAAACCCAGGAAAAACCUGAGCAGGCAUUGGAAAAUCUCAGGGAACCUGGAGAGAUUACUGGAAAGAGAGAUGCAACAAUGGCUGAUGAAGAAGCAACAACACUGCAUCAAACAAAGGUUGACAAGUUAGUUGAGGGAAGUCUGGGAGAAAGUGGGAAACCAGUGGGAGAGCAACCAUUAACGGUUGAAGCUAAAGCGGAAUAUUUCCCAGUAGUUGUAGAGACAGAGGAGGUGAGAAUUGGGAAAGUGACUACAGAAGAAGUUGUGAUUAUACCAGUUGAAGAUGAAACUAAGGAUUUGAUGGAGACAAGUGAAGAAGUAAUGGGUGAGAAAGAUUUAGCUGCCAUGGAAGCUGUAGCAGUAGUUGAGGUUGAAAAUUUGGUGGACAUUAGUGAAACACAGAUGGGAAAGGAGGAUAUGACACUAAUUGUAGAAUCAAGGGAAAAGACUAUGGAAGAGUUGAUUGCAGAGAAAGAUGUAGAACAGGAAAAACCCAAACCUGUCACUCAGAGGAAUAAGAAACCUUGGAAACCUGAUGAAGAAGAUGAGGAGUUUACGGCCAAUGAAGAAGAAGGCGAAGAUGAAGAGGAAACAAUAGACGCUGAAGAAAAGCUGGAAGGAAAUGUGGAUCACAGCAAAGAACUGGAUGAUCUGGCCAAGGAAGGUGAACUGCCCAUGGAGGAGUUGCUGCAGAAAUACGCUGUUGCUUAUGCUUCAGACUUUGAAGAGGAAGCAUCACACACUUCAUCAGAGGCAUUGGAGCCUACUAGUUCAGAGUAUGAGGAGGAAUCAGAGGAGGAGAAUAGCACUAGUCACUCAGGUAUAGAAGAAAGAGGGAGCAGCGGCCCCUGUAAAUAUACGGCUUAUAGUUGUUCCUGUAUUUCGAGGUUGAACAAUUGAAGAUGCGGAUUGCACCUUACUAUAAUUGAUGCUGGUUAGAACUGUUGAGAGUUGACGUUUUACAAUGUUUUGGGGUGAAAAAAUACUUCGCCAUCCCUGAUACAAAUGAAUGU